AUGGACUGCCGCGUUGAUACCGCACUUUCUCUCCUCAUGCUCAACCGCACCCACACUUGGCUUGGGCACACAGCCACCGUGGAAGGGAAGUGGAAUUCUUAUUCUAACAUUUACCGGCGUGCCCAUUGGUUUGACAAAGGUACGGAUGCAGGAGACAUCCCCAAACUCAACGUACACCCCAAAAAGGUUAUGCGUUGCAUCUGGUGGAGCGUACACGGCAUCGAAUACUGGGAUAUGCUCGCUCAGGGAUUUACAGUGACCGCAGAUGUCUACAUUGAGCAGUUGAAGAAUUUGAAGACAAAUCUCGAAAAUGCACGCCCGCACCAGCGCGAAGUGUACUUCCAGCACGACAACGUUCGGCCGCACAUUGCAAGAACAACCAAAGCCAAACUGACGAACUUCGGUUGGACCAUUUUACCACACUCACCGUAUUCCCCAGACCUGGCUCCCUCGGAUUACUAUCUUUUUUCCUAUCUCCAACGUCAUCUGGAUGGUCAAGACUUCCAAACUCGCGACGACAUCGAAAGCUACUCGAGCAGUUCUUCAAGGAUCAGUCUUCAGCGUUCUGGAGCAAAAUCUGAUUUAACGUUGCGGAAGAUCAUCGAUGCCAUUGGGGCUUAUUUCAAAUGA
Molecule: messenger RNA, 630 nt
Organism: Necator americanus (New World hookworm)
Lineage: Eukaryota; Metazoa; Nematoda; Chromadorea; Rhabditida; Ancylostomatidae
Exons: 1
Coding region: 1-630 (209 amino acids)
Molecular function (GO): nucleic acid binding
Source: RefSeq, a predicted model, not a curated record